GCAACCCGCGGAGCCAGUGUACGUGGUUGUGUAAAGGGGAAAGGAGCUCCACGCGAACGCGUUUCUCUGACUGGACCGACUCGGCGACGGCUGCUGCUACUUAUUGUUUAGUUCGGUCAACUUUUAAUAGUUGAAGCUAAAUCCUCCCUUGACGUUGUGUUCACUGCAUGUUCCGCACGAGACUGAGAUCACCCUUUUUCUCUGCACCACAGCGACUCCUCGGCGCCGUGAUCCACAGUAAACAACGGCCCCGUCUGACGCCGUCCUCCUGCUUCUUUGCAAGUGAACGCAUCAUGUCCGACAGGAAACGCAAGGCAACAAGUGCUGCUCCUGCUCCAGAAGAGCCCAGUGCCAAGCAGCAGAAGCUACCCUCCGUGAAGAAGGGCGCCGAUGCGGGCUGCUGCCUGCAGGACCUUGUGGACCAGCAGAGGUCCGAGAAAAGGGGGAUGGCGUUCAACCGGAAGCGCGUGCGAUUCGUAUCUGGCACUGAAAAGGUAAAGCAGGGAUCAAAAGGAGUUUUGUACUGGAUGUCAAGGGACCAACGGGUGCAAGAUAAUUGGGCGCUGAUCCACGCACAGCAGCUGGCUGUGGAGGAGAAGCUGCCGCUGCACGUCUGCUUUUGCCUGGUUGUCCCCAAAUCGGAGCUUUCCACGCUGAGAUACUACAGCUUCAUGCUGAAAGGUCUGGAGGAGGUUGCACAGGAAUGCAAAAGCCUAAACAUCCAGUUCCACCUGCUCCAUGGUUCUGCAGGGGAGGUUCUGCCAGGCUUUGUGUCAGACCACAGCUUUGGGGCGCUGGUGACUGACUUCUCCCCCCUCCGAGAACCGCUGCAGUGGUUGGAAGACGUCAAAAAGAAGCUGCCAAAGGACGUUCCGUUCAUUCAGGUCGACGCCCAUAAUAUUGUUCCCUGCUGGGUUGCAUCACCCAAACUGGAGUACGCUGCCAGAACGAUCAGAGGCAAAAUCACCAAUCUCCUGCCGGAGUUCCUCACCGGUUUCCCUCUGGUAGAAAAACAUCCUCACACAGCAAUAAGAACCGCAAAGCCCGUCGACUGGGACAAAACGCUGGCCUCUCUGAAUGUGGACAGGUCCGUGGGAGAGACGGCGUGGGCGAGCGCGGGCACCAGGGCGGGGAUGGCCGUGCUGCAGUCCUUCAUCGAUGAGCGCCUCAAGUUGUUUAAGACCCACCGUAAUGACCCCAACGCCGCGGCCCUGAGCCAGCUCUCCCCCUGGAUCCGCUUCGGCCACCUGUCUGCCCAGCGUGUGGCGCUGCAGGUUAAGCACUGCAAAAAGGGCUCCAGCGAGUCCGUCGCCUCCUUUCUGGAGGAGCUGGUGGUUCGCAGAGAGCUGACGGACAACUUCUGCUUCUACAACAAGAACUAUGACAGCGUAGAAGGUGCAUAUGACUGGGCUCAGCAGACUUUAAAGGCUCACGCCAAAGACAAGAGGUCGUAUCUCUACACGCGGGAGCACCUGGAGACAGCAAAGACGCAUGAUAAACUGUGGAACGCAGCUCAGUACCAGAUGAUCAUAGAGGGGAAGAUGCAUGGCUUCCUGAGGAUGUACUGGGCCAAAAAGAUCCUGGAGUGGACCUCCUCCCCAGAGGAGGCUCUGUCCAUCGCCCUGUACCUGAACGAUCGCUAUAACCUCGACGGCCAGGACCCCAACGGCUUUGUUGGCUGCAUGUGGUCUAUCUGUGGCAUCCAUGACCAGGGCUGGGCAGAAAGGCCUGUGUUCGGAAAGAUCCGCUACAUGAACUACAGCGGCUGCAAGCGGAAGUUUGACGUAGCCAAGUUCGAGAGGAGUUACUGUCCCAAAACCCUUUGAAGCAUAAAGUAGAAGGAUGGGAAUGAAAUCCCUCCUGUGUCAUGACCUCAGGGAGCAUUUGUUCAACAUCUCUAGCAGGUUUAUAACACAUCAAAUUGCUCCAGACUGUUGCUUUCACUUUGUUUUCUUUGUUUUUGUUCUACUGUCAUACUGAUAGUUUACUGUUUGUUAGGUUUUUGCAUUUCAUUUUGAAUUUUAUACUGUACUUGUGUGUGUAAUUUUUAAGGUAGAGCUCAGAGGAUUUGACCUUUUGUUUUAACUCUGAAGUAAUAAAUGACGUACGUUUAA
This is a messenger RNA of Betta splendens (Siamese fighting fish), 2114 nucleotides long. RefSeq names its product CPD photolyase (gene cpdp). Gene Ontology annotation, molecular function: deoxyribodipyrimidine photo-lyase activity. The coding region runs from base 168 to 1826 and encodes 552 amino acids. NCBI's taxonomy places the organism in Eukaryota, Metazoa, Chordata, Actinopteri, Anabantiformes, Osphronemidae. The record is from RefSeq and is a predicted model, not a curated record. The transcript has 10 exons. Gene Ontology annotation, biological process: photoreactive repair.